CCCCGUUUGAACCAGACAAAAUGGGAAAUACAUCCAGUUGACGCUUUCAGGCUGCGGUAUUAUGUAAAACGCUGCAGAGGUAAUCAUCAAAGAGGGGUUUUGAAAGGAAGAUCUCUUUCUUUCUAAAUCGACCUGUGAUCGGCAGACGUGAAAGAGAACUUAAGAAAGGAAGAGUUGGUGGUUUAGUCACGAAUGGCUUUCGAUUCAGUUGGCAGCGACAGAGGUGAGGCUGCGUGGAUCAUGCAUCAGCAAAUGCAGACUGAGCCCAAAUCAUCUUGGCCUUCCAGCUACAACUCUACAAACAAUAACUGGAACAUGGAAUCUCAGUAUCCUGGCUACUCAAACUAUUGGUAUCCCCAGUCGCACACAGCGGGACACUACGGCAAUACUUACCCCCCUGGAACAGAGGUCAAUGAACAAGCAUCAUACAAUCCCCAGGCAAUGUCAACCUAUCCCAAUGGGGUGUACAAUCCAGGACAAUAUGCCACGAAUAUGCUACAUCCUUCCAAUCCGUUCUACUGCAGUGAUCAGGUGCCUUCAAGACAACCUCAGUAUCACAACCAGGCCUGUCCUGAUCAAAAUGCAGGGGGUCCAGCUCCUCCUCCCUACCCUGUGCCACACUGUCAAGGGGCUGCUGGCUACCCUCCAGGAUCCUACACGCACUAUGGAGAAGGGUGCCCCACGAACCCCCCCUACUCCAACCAGCAGCCCAUGCUCUCUAGACCCCAGCACGAGGCCUGGUCCCACUCUGGAGGGUAUGGACCCGCAACCCCCCAACAGCAAUGGCCGUCCAAUAGCCCGACACCUCAUGGUCACUAUGGCAACCAUGUACGACCACCUCACCCCCCACCAUGGCAAGGACCUGCACCGCCUCCAUAUGAACCCAAGGAUCCAUCCUAUCACUGUCAGCCUCAUUUGCACCCUCAAAACCAGCCUACAGGCCCCAAACCAUGUGCCAGCACCCCAAACCCAACCCCGCCCAAACCUGCCCAAUUCAGCGCUCCGCCUCAAAUCUACAACAUGACACCCUCCGGAUGUGGAGGACACAAAGGGGGUGCUGAUCCCAACCCAGCUCAGAAUGAGCAACCUCCAAUGUCUUCCCACUCUGGUUCGUCCACCCCUGCCCUGCUGAGCGAUAAUCUCAGCCUGGCGCGAGUCCAGCAGGUUCUGGCCAGAGCCCAUCUCCUUCUGGAAGACGUGGAUGAGUUUGUGGGAAAAAAGACAGACAAGAGUUACCGGUGUCUGGAGGAGCUUUUGACAAAAGAGCUGCUGGAACUGGACUCAGUAGAGACUAAUGGACAGGACGGCGUUCGACUGGCCCGUAAAGAGGCCGUUCAAAGGAUCCAGGCAAUCUUGGACCGUCUUGAGAAAAAGGCCUUCUAAUAAUAGGGUGGAUUUAUUAUGGUUCUGGUCGUAUACUGUAUGUGGUUGAUUCUGUUUUUUAAUUGUUGCUUAGAAUAUAAAAAAAAAAAUAAUAAUUCUCAUUAUCGCAGAUUAUUAGCUUCAGCGUUUGCCAGUUUUAAAUGUGUGUUCAUUUUCAGUUGCGUACCCUAGUUAUGGUAAUGUAUUAAUCAAAACACAGGCAUUCCUAUUCAUUGAAGUGCCAUACGCUAACCAGCAGCGGCAGUCUGACAUCUGCUCAGAAUUAAGCAUUAGACGGUAGCACUUUAUAGUAAGGUUACAUUUGUUAUCAUUAAUAAAUGCAUUAGGUAUCAUGUACUAACAAUGAACAAUAUAUUUUUUACAGUAUUUAUAAUUUUUUGUUAAGGCUGAACUAAGUAACUUUGUGCUCUCUAGCGACAUCUGUGGUUGAAACUUAAAAUUGCAAGCAAUUUGCGGAAGAAUACAUUACGUCAGUCGCGUUCUGGCACUGCUCUUCUGGUGGAUGAAUCUCCCAAUUUGAGCUUACCUGGACAUCGCCUGUGUGUGAUCGUGACUGGAGCCGGAGUCAUAAAGUGCUAUUUUCAUGUUGAUAAUAUGUUAUACGAUUAAACAUUUGAAACUAAUAUUUUACUUGCUUUGAUGAAGAUAAACAGAACUUUUAUUUACAUAUUUGAAUUAAUUUUACACUUUAAUUCGGACACUACACUGAAAGCCCUUUUAAAAGGAGAUCAGGGUACUCUCCUCAGCCACCACUGGUAUAUCUUAAUAUGAUUAUUCAAGUGUUUUAUCUACUAAUAAUUUUUUAAUUGUUCUACAAUUUUCAAAUUAAGAGGUUAAACUCGUGAUAUGGCUGAUACGAGUUCAAUUGAAGACUUUCUUAAUUUUAUUCUAUAUUGUCCAGCCUCAGUAACUGCAAUGCACACAAUAACACCGUAACCCUAAAACAUAAGGAUUCAAUGAUGGGGAUAAAAUAUAUUUCUUUAUUAAACGUAAACAUAAUAUGCUUAAAUAGGCAAUAUAACAAUUGCAUGAUGUCAAUUUCAGAAGUCAUACAUAUUAAACGUGUCACUGUAACUUCUCGAUCGGUUAACACACUAGUAAUGAUCGAUUCAUACAAGCAUGACAAGCAAUAUAUGCUUCAACAUCACUACCAGAAAACAUCCAAGCAUUAUAGCUGGUAAACAACUUCGCCAAAUGGGUAACAGAUAAACAUCCAUCUAGACUGCAACGGUGCUGUCCUGAACUGUGUGUUACUGGACUGAGCUGAACGUAGUUUCUCCAGUCGGAACACGAGACAGCCGACUCUUCUUUCCUGUGUGUGCGGACAUGAUGUAAUGACGCAAGGAUGAACGUCAUAAGCCAGCGAUUUUGCGCCAAUUUGAACCCGACAUCUCAAAAUACUAAUGAUUUUAAUAAGCUUACCGUAGUGAAUCGGGUAAGAUAAAGACAUUGUUUUGAACACUGAUUGUUUAUGUUAUGUCAGUCAAUAAUGGCAAUUUGUUCGUUUUUAACCAAACAAUCUUACAUGGUGCAGCUUUAAUGUUAGUUAAAAAUACAAUUGUUCAUUGAUACUUUUCAUUUUUAAAAAUAUAUUAGUGUAUGUAGAAAUUAACAUUAACCAAGAUUAUUGUAAAGUGUUACCCUUAAUUCUCCACUUGCAUGUCAUUGCAUAACUCUGCUUGCCCCCCCCCUUGAGUCUAAUCAAGCUAAAAUGGACAAAAAAGCGCUAACUUGACUGCGUAUUAAUAUUUCCAGUGUUUUUUGGUAAAUAUUUUCUAAAUUGGAUCCUCCAUCCCUCAUUUUGCACAUUAGUUUUUUACAAUAUUGUUUACCGCUGCUAUUAUACUAAUACAUAUUUUCUUUUCUAGAAAAAAAAGUUUGUAUAAUAAAUAAAGUAAGGUCACUUUUUUGGUAACUCAUUCUCAACCACUUUCAGUUUGACUUAUUUAUUCUUUUUUAUUGUGUAUAGUUCUUUUCACCAGUUUCAUUUAGUCACAUUCUUCAUGGAAAUAGAUGUUUAACCAAUCAGAUUACAUAUUUGUUUUUGAUUUUGAUCAUGGAUCUGUCUUGUCCAAACUGAGAGUCACAGAUCUUGGUCUAGCACUCACACUGCUGUUGGUUCCAUUGUUAUUCCAAGUUGUUUUCUAUUCUUAGGUCUGCACCUGGAUUUUAAAUCAUUAGAUUUCUCAGGCUUUUAGCCAUUAUCUGUUAGCUUUUAGACCAUCUAUAUUGUAGUGUACUAGCUAGUAUACUAGCAAAUACUACCUGCCUGCAUACCAGUUGGCUGGACCCAGGACCCAGUCCCACACAAAAUGUUAAUUUAUUUUUUGACUUCAAAUACAAAUGUGUAAAAUAGUUUUAAAAAGCAUAAAUUCUGCUUUCUGGAAGUAUGAAACAAUUGUUUCAGUGUGCAGACUUUCUGUUGCUAAGGAAAAUGUAGAGAAAAAUUCAUUUGGAUGAAAAUUUGGCCCAUCCAUUUUUAUUGAGGCCUACCCAAAAGUUAUUUCCCUGCCAUGCUCUUGCUCCAUACUAUAGCAAUAACAAGUAGUAAAUUAUGGUUUUGCCAGGCUCUGACAAACUUUAAUGGAAUAUUCCAGGUUUAAUACUAGUUAAAGGGACAGUUCACCCAAAAAGGAAGAUUCUCUCAUCAUUUACUUACUCUCAUGCCAUCCCAGAUGUGUAUGACUGACUUCUGCUGAACACAAAGAUGUUUAGCUUUGUAGGUCCAUCGAAUGCAAGUGAAUGCUGAUUCGAAUUUUGAAGCUCUCAUAAGCACAAAAAGGCAGUAUAAAAGUAAUCCAUACAAUACCAGUGGCUAAAUCAUUUCUUCAGAAGUGAUAUGAUAGAUGUGAGUGAGAAACAGAUCAAUAUUUAAGUACGAAAGUGGAGAUUAAUAGUAAAAAAGGGAUUUAAAUAUUGAUCUGUUUCUCACACCUAUCAUAUCACUUCUGAAGACAUGGAUUAAACCACUGAAGUCGUAUGGAUUACUUCUAUACUGCCUUUGUGCUAUUUGAAGCUUCAAGUCCCUGAUCACCAUUCACUUGCAUUGUAUGGAGAUAUUUUCUAAUAAUCUUCAUUUGUGUUCUACAGAAGAAAGUCAAACACAUCUGGGAUGGCAUGAGGGUGAGUAAAUGAAGAGAGAAUUAAAAUUUUUGGUUGAACUAACUUGGAGCCUAAGCGUCAUCAAACCAAACAUCUGAUGUGUUCAUAUGCUGUAGUCGCUUCCUUUGUGCACCUGCAUCAUGAUCACGUUUUAGUAUUUAGCAUUUGUAUCAACAUGAUUGUUUAUAUCCUGUAGUUAUGCAGGGUGUUUGUUUGCUUGUUUUUCCUUUGUGAGAGACUAUUGCUCUGUAGUUGUUACAGGUGGUGGUAGCCAUGACUAAUCUGUGGGCCUCAAUACAUCGUUUACAGUCCAAGAGGAGGUCUUUUUACCAAAAGACUUUAUGGAAUAGUGUAUAGUUAAUAUCUGAAGGACUGGAGUGGGGAUUUGGAUUAUGCUUUGCACCAAAGUCACUUACAUCAUGGACCGUUCAACAGGUCUUACUCCAAGGAUUUUGUGUCUGUUUUGUAACAGUGUCAUAAUAUUAGCAGGUGCUUUGUCAUACAAGAACAGAGACGUAUAUCAAAUAUAAGAAAAAAACUGCAAGUCAACUGUGCUCUGCUUGAAGUCUCAAACCCCAUGUUUAUCUUUAUUGUAUGUCUGUCUCUCUCUCUGUCUAUCGCUCUCUGUAAAUGAUCCCUUAUGUAUACCUGAAAUUGUUUAAAAUUUGAUUAAUCUUUACAGAAAAAAAUACAAAGUAUAUUUGUAUAACGAACAAAGUGAAAACAGAAACUUGCCUGCUAUAGUCCCUGUUGUAAUGCAUGUUUUGAACACAAGAGGGGGCUGUUUUUUCAUGUUGUAGGACUGAAUAAGGACAGCUGGGUUUCUUAUAUUAAAAAUC
This is a messenger RNA of Xyrauchen texanus (razorback sucker), 5324 nucleotides long. RefSeq names its product BAG family molecular chaperone regulator 4-like. Gene Ontology annotation, cellular component: membrane; nucleus; cytoplasm. Gene Ontology annotation, molecular function: adenyl-nucleotide exchange factor activity; protein-folding chaperone binding. The record is from RefSeq and is a predicted model, not a curated record. The coding region runs from base 193 to 1383 and encodes 396 amino acids. The transcript has 5 exons. Gene Ontology annotation, biological process: protein stabilization. NCBI's taxonomy places the organism in Eukaryota, Metazoa, Chordata, Actinopteri, Cypriniformes, Catostomidae.